Messenger RNA from Strigops habroptila (Kakapo), 12128 nucleotides. RefSeq names its product V-set and transmembrane domain containing 2A (gene VSTM2A). Bases 359 to 1093 code for a protein of 244 amino acids. Lineage: Eukaryota; Metazoa; Chordata; Aves; Psittaciformes; Psittacidae. The record is from RefSeq and is a predicted model, not a curated record. The transcript has 6 exons.
AGCUGUACACUAUGCAAAAAGAAAAAAAAACCAAACAAAAAACCGCGCAGCUUUACCCCAGCAUCAGAGCCAGUAGAAGUCAGAACAGUCUGAAUCUGGACUUCAAGCAACACAGCGCCUGAGACAGCUCAUCUGAACCACACUGUAUUGCAAUACUCCCUCUUCCCAAAGAAAAAGACUCCACCGAGUAGCAGAAUGCUGCCAGUGUCGCAGCUAGGGCUACAAUACAGAGCCUUUUUGUAACAUCUCUCUGUUCACAUAUUUAGAGAUACAUACACAGACCCAUAUAUCAAUUCUUCCUUUUUUGAGGGUACCUUUGGCUUUUAUUACCCUGAUGUGACUUCUUCUUCGUCUUGGAAUGAUGGGGAUCUUUCUAGCUUAUGUUGGAUUCAUUUUCUUUUCAGUUAUGUAUAUUCAACAAGGACUUUCUACCCAAGCAAAAUUCACUGAGUUUCCCCGAAAUGUCACUGCCACUGAAGGGCAGAAUGUGGAGAUGUCUUGUGCUUUCCAAAGUGGCUCUGCUUCGGUGUACCUUGAAAUUCAGUGGUGGUUUCUGCGGGCGGCUGAGGACCAAGAGGCUGGAGCUGAAGUGACAGGCACUCAGGUGGAGCUCCUGCCCGAGCGGGACCUGGACAGCGAUGGCACCAAGAUCAGCACAGUGAAAGUACAAGGGAAUGACAUCUCCCACAAGCUGCAGAUUUCAAAAGUGAGGAAAAAGGAUGAAGGCUUGUAUGAGUGCAGGGUGACCGAUGCCAACUAUGGAGACCUUCAGGAAUACAAGGCCCAGGCAUUUCUCAAAGUCAACGCUAACAGCCACUCUCGGCGAAUGCAAGCCUUUGAGGCAUCUCCAAUGUGGUUGCAAGACGUGAAACCUCGCAAAAACAUCUCAGCAGCUGUUCCAAGUAGCAUCCAUAACUCUGCCAAUCAGCGCACGCGUGCCACCUCCAGCCCUGAAGCAGCAGCCAAAAUUCCCAAACAAAGUCCACAAUCAGCUUUCACCCUUACAAAGUCUGAAGAAAUACUUGGGUUCAUGAAAGAAAAAAUACAGUUCUUUUACAUAUCUCCAGAAAAAAAGAAACCUAAAUAUAUUUAAACUUCAACUGUAUUUCAUAAUGAAUCACUGAAAAGAUGAGAGUGCACCUCAUCGUAUCGUCACUGUAGAACAUGCAUUUAUAAUAUAUGCCAUGAAUUGGAGGAAAGUCAUGAUUUAUACAGAACCUGAACAUUAUAAAUAAAAAAGUUUCAUGUUUAUGCAAUAUAUGACCCCUAAUUUGGAAAUCUACAGAUUGACAUAUUAAAAAAAAAAAAAAGGCAAACCAAAAUAAAUAUCAAAGAAUGCUUUGCCUGCAAAUAUUAUGGUGCUGCUUUUCCCGCUGCAAAAUAGUUUGUCAAACCUAUUUUGUAUCAUACUGUUUCUCUUCCACACAUUACAGCUUUCAAAUUCUCAAAUUAUAAUGCCAUUAACAGUCAAAAAAGCUCUUAUAAAAAUAUCCAUGAGGAUCUACUGAGUGUUUAUCCUUAUUUGCAUUGCACAUAUUUUGAGCAGAGGAAAUGUAUCUCCAAAGACCUCUUUGGAAUUGUCUUGAGCAGUGUAUUUCUGUAGUUCAAUCAAAAACAAUUUUAAAAUGGAAUAAACUGAGUGAAAAUAAUUCAAUACAUCAUGAAAUGAUCUAACACUAACAAGGUUCUAACCAAGUUCUGCCAACUUAGUCAGGGAAAGAAAAGCCUUUUCAAAAAUCUGACAAAUGACAAAUUUUACAUCUUGCAUAAAACAGAGAACAAAACUAUGCUGCAGUAAAACCAAACCCAGAAAUUGAACUCAACCCUUGGGGCAAGGUUAUAAACUCUAUCUAUCUGUAUAAGAACAACCCACAGUAAGAAGUUACAACAAAUUUGCUUAUGUGUUUUCUUGUCCUUACGCAGAACAAGUGUUUUUAGAAGCCCAGCAAACUACUGCAGUGUAGGACAGGUAGGGUAGCAUUGUCAGAUGGGCAAGAGAAAAGUAGGCUUCCCACUCCUGCCUACGUUCAGUAGAAACUAAGUUCACAGUUCCCUUGGACUUAUUUGAAAAUCUUAGCAAUGUCUGAGACAUGUUUCCAUUUAAAUGUUAAUAUUCGUUUAGAAAUUCAGUUCACACAUGGGAUAAUUGAAAUAUCACUGUUACUUAGAAGCUAUUGUGUAUGUGACAGAAGACUAAGAGUCUUUUAUGGCAACUACUAUGUAUGCAAUGUCUCACACCAUGUAUUUGCAAAAGGAAGCAGUAUUCAGAGAUCUGGGGUUUAGUUUAAUCCUCAUUUUUGAAGGGAAAAAAUUACUAAAGACAGAAACAGAAAUACUUGUUGCUACACUUAUAGUUAACAGAUAUAGAGAAAUGUUUUACUGAUAAACAUCUGAAAACUUGAAAAAAUGAGCAUUUGCAUUGAGUUCUUUUUGUUUUUAUUGUGUAUAUUCUUAAUCAGAAGAUAAAUAUGCCUAUUGGGGUUGCAAUGAAAUCCAGCAUUCAGUUUAAUAUUAAAUUCUUUACAAAAACAGCUUAUACAUGUUUAAUAGAUUUUUAAAAUAUAACCAGUUGUUAAAAGUCCAGCAUUAUUAUGGACUACUUAUAACACCAUUAUUACUUUGUUACAGAAUUGAUGCCUGUACCCAUCAAUAACACUCAUCCUUUUCAAGUAUACAACACAGCUAUAAAAUCUAUUAAUCAUGCAUUAACCUGUUAUAAUUCAAACUUUUAUUCAUACUGUAACCAAAUUAAAUUUAUGGUUUUCACCUCAAGCAGUAUGUUCAAAUUCUGAAUGUAAGUCUUUAUGAUAUAGGGAGUUAUCAAGUGCUGAGACUUGGUAUGUAAGACAUCUAGAUAGUCAUGGCCUUGGUGCACAAACAUUUGAGUUUAAUUAGUCUAGUUCUGAAUGUUUUAAUUUUGACAACAUACUUACUUAAAAUAUAAAGUCAUGGGUUUAGAAAUAAUGGUAUGUACCAUUGUUUUCAUAGCUUUUUUAAAAGAAAAAAAUAUCUAUGAAAAUAUAAUUUCUCAACAAUAAAUACUCCAAAUUUUUUAGCAAUCUGUUUCCCCCUUGUAGGUAGCACAGCCAUUUGCCAGUAUCUAUUGCCUCUGUUUUACAUGAAAACACUCUAGCCAGUAGCUGACUUUUUUGUUAGCAGUUGGUGUGAUGAUGGAAAUGAUUUUGUAAAGAACACUCUGAGGUGGAAGGCAAUUGGGUUUGUUCCUCUUGGUCUAUAUGGUUUUUCUGAAUAAUGUUUUAAAAGACAGAAACAAAAGCAAAACAAAACAAAAAAAACCUCCCUGGGACUGAAAUACUUUGUAUGUGUUGUUAUUUGCAGUGCAUGCCAAGACAUUCAUGGGCACCAGAGCCAACCUGGCGAGCUAAUUAAAUAUAUAAAUGUAUGUGUUUAAAACAGCCUUAUAAGGAGCAUUGGAAAUCUGCAAGAUGAGCGAAUAUCUUAUAACUUCUUCCGCAGGUGCGAGGAUAGCUACAAGCCAUGGACUUUCUGUCCUGCUUCUUGUUUGUGGCUUUGUGAAGGGUGCUUUGCUUUAAUCUAAAAGUGCUGACUUUUUCCAAUAUCACUUUCUCUUCUUAAAGCAAAGAGCAAAUCGCCUGUAAAAUCCACGGAGCGGACAGCAAAGUUGACCCUAACCUCCAACCACCACUCUGCACCCAAUGUACUCUAAAUCUCUACACAAGGAGCACCUUCUUCAGGAAGUACAAACAAAAUUACUAAAUAAAAUAAAUAAAUAAAUAAAUAAAUAUUAUGAAAAGAAGAGGAUACCACAUGUUUUCUUGAUAUCUUGUUUUCUUUGAUGUAUCACUGAUCUUUCAUUUGAAGAGAACUGAUGUGAUGUAAUCAAGCGUUUUGUAACAGCAAGACUUAAUUUCCUUUUCUUUCGGCAAGGAGAAGCCUCAUCCUUGACUUCUCAGGGGUUGGCCUGCGAGUCAUCAGUAUUACAGAAUUAACUACGGAUGACAUUUGGUUUCCUACACUGAAAGAACAGUUCCAGCCUGGAAGCAAACAGAGGCCAAAUAAUGAAACAAAAUAUUGUGAUUUAAACAUCGACCCCAAUAAAACACCCCACAAACUUUAUCAAAAAGCCUUUUGGUUUUUGGUUUUUGGUUUUUUCCAUGAGGAAUAGGGAGGAGAAAAGAAAAUCAACAAAGCAGCUAAACAGAAUAGAGGAUGUAGUUUCUGGAAAAGAAAAUAGGCUAUUUUUCUUUAUAUUUUUUUUAAUUAUUAUUAUUAUUUUUACCCUGUGAGUUUUUUCAUGUGGUUUUUUUUUUUUUUUUUGUCUGUUUGUUUCUUGUUCAAUGGUGACAAUUAUUGACUUAGGCCAACCCCUGAUGAUUGCGUGGAGGUUUAUAUAUAUAUACACAUCUUUUUUUUUUUUUGGUGUGCGUUCUAUAUUUCAGUGUGUUUUCUCUAAUUUUGCAACUCCUGUAUAUGCAAAACUAACUUAAAUUCUGUAAAUUGCUUACAGUCUGUGUGAUAUAACUUCAGAGUAGACAUACUUCGGUCCUCAUGCAAACCAGUUUUUAAUAUUAUCUAUAUGUCAUGCCACCAAUAGGCAUCUUUAUUUCCUUUUUUGACAAGACAUCACUUUUUAGUUCGUAAUUCAGUACUGUGUGGAUUUUGUAAUACAUAUCUUCACUUCCACUGGUUUGGCCCCUUUCAGCCCUCUGUUUACUCUGUAAAUGCACAUUAAAAUUUGUUAUGGUCUCUAGACAAUGAAUUAUUUUAGUUUUGUGUAUGUUGUGUUGGAAUUUAAAAGAUGAAAGCUCUUUUAAUUUGUGAUGCUUAUGAAAGAUGAAGUGAUUUGAUUACUAGAGACUGUAAAAUGCAGGUUUGCAGUCAAAUACUGCAUGUAAAGGAAGGCUACAAGGGGAAAACAGACAAAUAAAUAAGAACAUGGCUUAAAGGAUAUUCUUUUGGUAAAGAGUUCUAGGAAAGUGAAUUUAUUACACUGAUAAACUAUAUUGCAUCACAGCUCCUUCUACAUGGCCAAAGAAGCGUCUUUCUUUGCUUUUUUCUGGAAGUGGAUUGUCAUUACUCAUUUAUAUUAUUAAUUAAAAUACUUUAUGUCUGUGAACUGGACGUGAAAAUUUUACUGUUGAAUGAAGUAUUAUGCAUUACAUGAAUUAUAUUCAUUAAUGCAGGAAGGAAAAAUUGCUACCAUUUGCAGCUGCAAUCAAGAAGGUUUUUUUCAUGUUCCCCUCCUUCCACUAAUACUGAACAAUCCACACCCUUUCAUUUAUCAGCUCAGACAAUCAUGUAUAACACAUGCUUAUUAUGAUCUAUUUACAGAAGCAUUAAGUAGCUGCAGUGUGGUCAGCUGUGUGAUUUCUCCUCAUUUCGUAAGUAAUGUAGAAAGAAGUAUGUUUAAUAUCUCACCAGUCCAUAGCCUACAGGCCAACAUUUUAUUUCAAAAUGGCUGUAAGUCUGAAGUCUUCCCCCAUUAAUUUCAAAGGAGAAAGAACAAAUAGUGUCAGUGAAUCAAAGGGUAACACAUUAACGCUUUGGAAGAGGAUAACAUAUUUAUGCAAAUUUUAUUUCCCAUUUAUUCUGUACUAUAAGCUUGACUGGAAAUAGUCUUUCUUUGGUUUCAGAAAAGUUUAAGCAGCAAUAAAGAUAGUAGAAGUUUGGUCUAAUACAAAAUCAGGAAUAACUGUCAGGAGAAAUAGGGGAAAUGUUCUUUUGUUUAAACAUAAAAUUAAUGACUUACUAGAAACAUUGUGUAUUGGAAUGCUUUGCUUCCUAGUAAUAACGGUUUAUCAGACUACUGACAAAGAAAAUAGAAACAGCCCUGUUAAGCUGUUCUGAAUCAAAACCAGUACUGUGGAUCCAAGAGGAAGUAAAUGAAAAAAGAGCCAGAGCGUUUUGGAGCCUCAUUUUGUGAACACACCUAUGCAACCAAACUUUCAGAGCUCUGGAAGAAAGGCUACAUUUUUCCUGUGAAAUAGAUGUCUUUGACUGGAUGUUGUGAAAAUCUCCCAUGUCGGGUUCAGAAACCUCAGUUUCCUUUGGUCUUAAUCAAAACCAAAUGCUUAACAUCACACGUGUUUCAUAUGUUUCCUGUAUACAUAUAUCUUAUAUGAAUAUUCCGUGUAUGCACAUAGUUUAUAGACAACCUGCAGUGGCAUACAGCAUUUUUCAGAAGCAGUUUAACCUCACAUCGUUAAAGUUAGCCUCUGUUUACCGUCUUAAACUGAUACUGUGUUUUGUUUUAUGCUGUUAGCUGCUUAGCUAUAAAUCACCAUGAAGUAGGAAGUAAGAUUAAAGAACCAGCUGAAAUUAAAAGUGGAAUUUUAGACCACUCUGACUAGUGUGAUACAACAACUCAGAAGACAUUAGCAUGGCAAGUGAUGUAUUUUGAUCUGCCAUUUUUCUUCAACAGUCAGCAGAAAAUGGAUAGAAGUAAUCUGUUGGACAUUUUAAAAGCCUUUAAAUCUUGCAUGAGAUGCUAAGGGGAUACCACCCGCCCCUCUCCACAUGACAAUAAACCUAAAUUCUUCAGAUGAGGCUGGUCCAGCACUUCUGCUUGCAGACCUGGAGCCUAGUUUUACAGUUUCUGCCAACCUGUGUGGAUGCAGCAACAACAUCUCCUAACGGGAACAGUUAUUAAAUUUCUAAAUUCUAUGCUGCAUCUUAACAGAUAUUUUUCAAAUCAGGAAUCUGUCUGAAGCUCCAAGAAAUUCUCAAAAUGGCAAGUUAAGCUGCAGUAGCCUCCUAUUUCCUAAGAAUUUAGUUAAGAAUAAUAUUUGGUAUACGAGUCAAAAUACUGCAAUUUUCUGUCCUGGACCACUUCUACUUUGGAUUUAACAGUAACAGUAAAAAAAAAAAAAAAAAGGCUUAAUUAUAUCCUUGAAAGCUCUUCUGAGUUAGCUAUCUAAAAGGGCAACUUACAUCUCAAAACCCAAUGUCCUUAACCUUUCUACAAAAAUAGUCUAGUUUGAGGUGGUAAUUUACAUGACUCAUGCUUCUCACUUGGUGUCCCCAACACGUCAUUGCAUAUGUGACUUUCUUCAGAUUGUUAUAACAGUUUUUGGUUUUAAUAGAAGAGUAAACAUGGGUGAGUAUGAAACGCUUCUGCAUUUCAAGUUAUAUGCCAUCUAAAUACAAUUCACACAUUUUGAGAUAUUAUGUCUUGUGAAGCUAAAAGAAACAUAUUCCAAUUCCAUCAAAUGUCAAUGAAAGCUUUUGUAUUAUAUGAAAUAAAAUCUGCAGCACUUUUGUACUACUAUCAAGGAUUAGCAUUGCUACAGACACUGUCUCAUAAAUUCUCCUUUCAAUAGUUACCAAUAUUCUUUUAAUCUCUGGAUCUUCAUGCAUGAAAGUUGCUGCAUAACGUGUUUGAACUUUCCUUUCUUAAUUGCUUUUUGUAGAUUCUUCAAAGAAAUUUAUGGAGCAGGAGGGGUGCUCAGACCAUAGAUUAAAAAAAGCUUGGCAGAGUGAUUUAAGAUUGACUGUUUGUUCCUCAGAACUCCUGUUAAAAAAGCUACUAGAAAACUGGAAUGAUAAACACUGACUCUAUCAUGAAUUAUUGUUAUUUCUUUUUCAUUCUCAAUAUUCAAUAUUUAUAUUACAGCACUACCCGAAGGCAAAGAUCAGAAGUAGGUAUAAACAUAUGUGGCAUCACAGCAAAAGCAAUAGGACUGCUUGGAGGUUCAUACCUAUGCACAUAAUUCAGUGCCCCUGUGAUUUAGGAUCAGAACAUGCCCUAGAACCAUUUUUUCUCAUAUUCUUUCUUUAAAGUAUUUUUGCUUUGUUCAAAUAAAAUGAGAAAACAGUGGCCACUGCAAAAAUCUGAAUGCUUGCCUAAUAUCUUUCAGUGUUAACAAUUUAAUUUCCAAUGAUCUCUACAGUCAUGUCAUAAUAUAAUUUACCAUUAAAGGAAAAAAGGACUGCACUGCUGCCAAUCUUCAACUCCUUCCUCAAAAAAAGGAAGAGAAAACAAUUCAAACCUUUGUUAUUUGCAGGAUGGGGGAACAUUUGUCCAUGACAUUACUAUUGGUAAAUGUCAAAUACUGUUUACAGAGCUAAAAGCAUUAAGAAUGAAGAAUGGGAUCAACAUACUUUGCAGUAUAAAUUUUUAAAGGUUAAUCUUCCAUGAUUAGCUUAGAUAAACAAUGCUAAGCACAUAGGAAAUUGCUUAAUGCAAGUCACCAUAAAUUACUUCAGUCUUUUGUUCUGAGCUUCCUAAAUAUUGAUUUAUUUGAUUUCAGAGUCAUAAAGUUUGCACAUGCAUUCACAUAGUUGAAAGAUUAUACAUAGUUUUCAUAGUGCUUUUCAUCUAAACAGUACGGGAAGACAAUAGCAAAGAAAAAAGUUAAAUUUAUCUGUAAUAAUGAAUCACAAUUAUUACUAGAGUUACUUGCAAAGAAACAGACGUAUGCUUUCUUGACUCAAGUGUAAUUGCAAUCUUGUUUCAUUUUCUCAUUUUUUGUGCUAUUCUUCUUUUACCAGCGCUUCAAUCUGAAAAAUAAGACAAUACUGUAUUUCUUGCUACUCACUUAUAGCAAGGUGACAGAGGACAAAAUAAUGUCAUCUUUGUUAUGAAAGAAGCUAGAGAAAAAAAAAGAAUCUUCAUUUAACAACAAUCUAAAUUUUUACAGUGUCCUAUCACCUAAAAAAUAUCUCUGCUCAAAAGUUUAUGAGGAAGGAACAACAGAGAAAGUGUUUUGUGUUUCAGCUUGACUUCCCAGCUCUAAGAGUGUUCUCAAUAGUUAUCCUACAGGUAAGGGCAGGAUUCUUCUGUAAGAUUCACAAAUACAGUAAUUUUCCAUUUAACUACCAGUGACAGAUUAAUUUGAGUUUUGAAAUGAUAAAUACUUGCAACUCAAAAAAUUUUUCCAUUCAGUUAUGAAUGUUACUAGGAAUAGCAACAAUUAGAGCCAUAAACAAAUCUGGAAGAAUACCACAUACUAGCAAUCUCUCAAAAGUUCAAAAAUAUGACAAGCAGUUUAAUAAAAAAUAAAUAAAAAAGGUUUUUGUGGGAUUUUCUUUUAAAAUUUUAUUGUAACCCACUCUUAUCCAUACUGCUAUAAAUAUUCUGGAUUUGAAUUCCAACUAUAUUGUGCUGACAAUACAGAAAGCCUUCAGAUGGGAGCAAAUGAAAUUUAAACUUAUCAAAAUUCUCCUUUACAAUGACAAUACAGCACAGGAAGAGAUCUUAUGUGUAUAUGAGACUAUUUAGAGUGACAGCACAUAAGGAAGCCAAAAUGUACAUAAUAGACUAUUAAUUCCUUUCCUCUUUUGAUAUACUAUGAACUUGAAAAACAAAAGAGAAGAUUGGGUUUGACAACUAGCUGCUUAAAACAAACAAUUUCAUUUAAAUCUAAAGUCUCAAACAUUCCUUAUGAAAAACACUUGCAUAACUAUGACCUUAAAAAUUAUAUGGGGUUUAGAUUGUUAAGCAAAGUUAUAGAUAUUAUGUAUUAAGUCCUUGUAUAUCAAAUUGAGAAGGAAAGAGAUAAUGAUUUCUUUUGUAACGAGAGUAUGUUAAUUGAUGCUGAUAUUUUUCAAUAUCAAAUGACUUAACAGACCCUUCAAAUCAUUGGCAGCUAUACUUCUUAAAAAAAACAGGUGCCAAAUUUUCUGUACUACAUUUUAGUUUCUGGAUGUUAACCAACAAUGGUUCAGGUUUCAAAAAUUUUGCUUAUUCACCGUAACAGAAAAAGAGGAAUUCACACUUUAUUGAAAAUAAAUGUCAACGUACUUACUAAACCACCUCAAUGUUUUUUCCUUUGGUGAAUUGGGCAUUAUUACUUUUGUCCAUAUGUGGCAUCGCCUCAGUGGGGUUAAGCACUGACAAAAAAGAUGUGGAAAUGUGCAGCCUGGUUGCUUCACCUACUAAUUGUAUUCCUGCAUAAGAGGCAGAAAAUGGAAGGUGUGAUUGUUUUUUUUCCCUGCAACAGGCAACUAUGAAGAAAGAAGUGAUAGCAUAAUUCUCUUUUCUUGAGAAGGGAAAUGAAGUUGGAUUGAAUAAGGAAGAACUUGGGGGCUACUUUUCAAACACAAAAGGUGAUGCUAACAAACUGUUGGCUGAAAGGGGGAGACAAAACAAGGCCAGAUUGAAUGGAGCUUGGAGCAGCCUGGUCUAGUGGAAGGUGUCCCUGCCAGUGGCAGGGGAGUUGGAAUCAGAUGAUCAUUAAGGUCCUUUCCAAUCCAAACCAUUCUAUGAUUCUGUGAUCUUUACAAGAAUUGCUGAACCAAAUCACUGCUGUAAGAAGUAACAUUGGUAGCUCAACUCUGCAAUAAGGUGAAGUACUCAAUGAAAUUAAAUGCAAUUUCUCUAGCAAAAUAGAAGGUUUUUCUUCCAAAACUAUGACUCUUUUGGCUAAUCUGAAAGAAGGUCUUGUAAUUAGGGUUUUGUCAGGGAAAGUUUUUGUCUUUUGCAACUGCACAAUGGCAACUGAGAGACUGUCAGCUGCCUCCCUUCAUCAUCACUGCCCUAUACUUGAUUAUCAGUGAUGAAGGCACUCAGGAGAUGAACACAUAUUACACAACACUGAUUUUCUAUUCCUUAAAAAAAAAUAUUUGUUUUUUACUAUUUUUAGUUUUGUAGCAGAAAAAUCUUAUUACAUCACUUAGCUGCCAUUCCUUUAAAAAGUAAGGAAAUAUUUACAUAGUUUAAUAAAUAUUGUAGAUUGUUUGUCGGUUUUGUUUAGGGUUUUUUUGUUUGUUGUUUUUUUUUAAAACAGUUCUUAGCAUUCACAAUAACAGAAGAGGUUUAGAAAGUGACCCAAUAGCAUUAUAAAGCUGUGUAUGUGUCACAGUCUACUUGCAUUAAUUGGGAAAAAAACCAAACGGAAACCUCCUGACCUGGAGUACAUUCUAAUCAGUUAUGCAAAAUGCUGAGGAAAGUAGGUGGCCAGGAGAGAGCUGUUGUAGUGAUUCUGGUGAUGGUGAUGUGAUCUUUGUCUUACACCUUUCCAGUAUACUUCUUGGACCCAGCAAGGGAAUAAAUUCUGAAAUUACUUAUUACACAUGUGUAGCAGCAAAAAUAAUGUAUGCAAUACUGCUGACAACCCUGUACAAAGCACAGGACCUAUUGAAUUUACACUGUGGCACUGUGCACACGGGCAGGGUAGCUGGCAUUGUCUGGAUUCUAGAAAUUCUGAAUGCCUGGUAUGUACUGGAGAUCUCAUCAUGCACCACAGAAGGAGCUACUAGAUUUAGGUUGCUCCUGUUUCUAGAUUGCAUUUGUGUAGUUAGAAAAGUUGUUUCCUUUCGAAGGCUCCUAACCCAUAGGAUAAAUAAAAUACAGAAUGCUGAAAAAUAAAGAAUAUUGAACAAAAUUCCUCAGGAGUCUCCCUUACUGUUUGCGAUUGAGACUUCUAAUGUUCAAGAAAACUGCUCUCCUCAGCAAUAACCUCCACAGAUGGACUUGGAGAAUGCUGUUUCACCUGAAGUUUACAGCCCAACUUUACUACCUUCACUUUUGAAAGGUAUGUUAAGAUUUAAAUAGAAUAUAAGCAGAUAAUGAGAAGCCAAGGUGGCACAUUGUGCCAAAAUCCUCACUCAGAAUAAUAUGAAAAAUAAAUUAUCAAGUAUAUCAAAUACUAAACCAGUCUCUUUGAUUAGACACUUUUUUAAAGAGCCACUAAUUUAUCAUCAUGAACUUUAAGGAGACAUCUGGGAAUUUAUGCUCUGUUAUUCAUUUGUUUCAAAAAAUAACAACAUAACAACCUUAGAGCUGCUUGUAAUUGGGUAAAUUAAAUGAUAUUUAGUAUGGUUAACUGUAAAGUCAGUAUAUGUAUCUAAGAUAUUUGUCAUGAAGAUGUACACAGAACACACAGAAUUAUAGAGACAGACUUGCUAACAGUAACACAGUCUUUUUUUCUCAGCAGAUGGAUGAAGCAGAUGGAUGACUUCUGUUUUCUUCACACUUCUCCUACUGAUCAUAGUUGCCAGCAGCAGUAUCAAUUCUAUCCUGGAAAUAUAUACACUCAGUGAUUUAUUUAUUUAUUUUUUUUAUUAGCCACUUUUCAUUCUUCCAUCUGACUAGGCAUUUGGUAGUCCUCAGAAAUGUGUAGCGCAUAAAAAAACACAGGCAGUUGCAUUGAAGUAUGUGGCCCUUCAAAUAUUUUCACUGGACAAAUAAAAUUAUGCUAAACAUU